Messenger RNA from Ogataea polymorpha, 3428 nucleotides. RefSeq lists its product as uncharacterized. The transcript has a single exon. The record is from RefSeq and is a predicted model, not a curated record. Gene Ontology annotation, molecular function: snoRNA binding. Gene Ontology annotation, cellular component: t-UTP complex; small-subunit processome; 90S preribosome. The coding region runs from base 135 to 3413 and encodes 1092 amino acids. Gene Ontology annotation, biological process: maturation of SSU-rRNA from tricistronic rRNA transcript (SSU-rRNA, 5.8S rRNA, LSU-rRNA); positive regulation of transcription by RNA polymerase I. Lineage: Eukaryota; Fungi; Ascomycota; Pichiomycetes; Pichiales; Pichiaceae.
AAAAUAUAGUCGAGAAAGCUGCCGACCUAAGCACAGCUGUGGACCAAUUCGGUAAGCUAUUUGUAUCUUUAGUCGGCGAGAAGAAAACGGGACCAAUCAUUUUGGCAUUCUUUGCUUCGCAUGCAAACAUCAUCAUGUUGCCCGCUCCAAAGCUCCAUCUCAUCAGGCUGGUUACUGACGCCGCCAAAGCAACAAAAGGAGCAUUGCCUCCAUCCCAAAUCUUGGAAAAGGUUUUAAAAUCUUUCGUCAAUGAAAGAGAGGAUUGGAGGUCAAGAUGUGUAUUAUCAGGUGUUGAUUACGCGGACUUUGAGAAUCAGAUUGUUCGUAUCGUUUCAGAAAAAGAGCACCAUGACCCUGCCAUUAAAUUCCUUGAGGAUGCCCUUAACAGCUCUUCUGAGUCUUUAUCGAAUGCUGCAGCUACCAGACUUACUGAAUUGCUUCCGACGCUCAAGCUUGAGCAUCAGAUCCGGAUGGUCAAAACAAUAAUCACUGCAGGAUUAUCAGAAGACGAUACCACUAUUUGCUACGAUGCAGUCGAGCUACUGGAAUCGCUGACUUUACCAAACGCAUUAUUUGUGCAGAUUUUGAAAGACUCGUCUCUCAGCAACUCAUCAGAACAGCAGUCCAAUAUUCCUAAACGAAGAAGGAGAUCAUCUGCAUCAACUCGGCAAGCAAUGAAGGAACAAGAGGUUUCUUUCAUGGCUUCCACCCAUUUGAAGAAAGUGACGAUGAUACUGGACGUUUUGGAAAAAGAAAGCAGAGAGAACUUCAAGGGCUCAUUCGAGUUGUUGAAAUUGCUCUUCGAUAUCCUAGAUGACUUGGAAACUUUGGGAACCGACGGAAAACUGCCGAUUUUGUAUUCUGAGGAGACACUAGCUUCUUGCAUGACAAAUGUGAUAAAGUCCUUGGAUAAGACUCAAAUGAAGAGUAAGGAGAUCACCUCGAUUCGUGCGGACAUUGUUGUCUCAGCAAUCAGAUCCUCAAGCUCGCCACAGGUCCAAAACAAACUACUUCUGGUGGUUGCUGCGCUGGCAGCAAUUUCUCCAGAACUGAUAUUACACUCUGUGAUGCCGAUAUUCACCUUUAUGGGUGCACACACAAUUAGACAGGAUGAUGAGUUUUCCUUCCACGUUGUUGAACAGACAAUUUCGUGCGUGGUCCCAGCCUUAGCUGAAGCUACUACUUCGGAAAUGGUGGAAGAAGUUGAAUUCUUGCUCACUUCCUUCGUCAGUGCUUUCCAGCAUAUUCCUCGUCACAGAAGAGUCAGACUGUUCACGACGCUAGCUAAAACUCUUGGCAGCUCUAGCUCGAUUCACCUGAUUUUGUUCUUGUGCGGUCAGCAAUACGCCAACGCCUACGCCAAACACAAAAUGGGCGAUUGUUCUGCGUUGACAGACUUUUCAUGUUCCUUCUUGCAAAAGUUCAAGGUCGAAGAACAGUUAGAGGCCAUUCAGAAGUUCCUUGAUUAUUGGAAAAAGGUUCCCGAAGAACCAGUGGACAAGGAAUCGCCUAUAUUUACGGAACUAAGCUCAAGAGUCAUAUUUGGACCUGCUUUCGUCGCGCUAAACAAAUCCGAGUUAUUCAACUUGAGAAAGUGUCUGCUCUCCUUCUUGAGACACACCAUUUCUGAUGCGAAGGACAUCAAUGGAAUUUCAAGAUUGAGACUGAAUAUUGCAUCUGCCUGCCUUCAAGGUGGCGAUCCUCAGCCGCUGCUUAACAGUUUUGCCAAAUUGGUGCAGGAUGUCCUUGAGAUUAUCGACUCUCGUCAUCAAGAAAUUGAAGAAGUGGAGAUAAUGCAUCAACUUUACAAAGUCCUCGAUGAUAUUCUGAGUCUGCUUCCUAUCGAACAUUUCGUGGAUUCUAUAUCGAACAUUCUCUCUUCUCCAAAUGCUUCAUUGAGAACUCUAAUCCAAAUCACUUCGCUCACAGCAUUCAAAUUCAACUCUGAGCACGUCGAAGAUCCAAAUGCUCACGAAGGAAUUGCCCGUCUGCUUCCUCUUCUUUUGUCCAUGAUAAGCUCUCAAAGGGACGUCGAACUAUCACAGACUUCGCUUGAUACGCUCUCUAGUUUGUUUCAAAAAUACACCGUUCACAUCGACUCGUCCCUGUAUUUGCAAACAUUGAAUGUCGUUACCUCCUCAGCAGGUCUGCUCAAUGGAGCCCCGGAGGUUGUGGUUUCGUCGAUAAACUGCAUUACUAAUGUGAUCAGCAUCAUCGGAGUUAAAAUGAUUGGCUACUUCACCAAAAUUCUGCCUCCACUCUUUGACAUUUUCGAGAAAGCAGACGAAAAUACGGCCCCACUAGUUCAGACUGCAACGCUUGUUCUCUUUACCAGUUUGGUCAAAAAGAUGCCAUCGUUUGUUACUCCUAAUUUGGCGGACAUGGUCAAAAUCGUUCUAUGUUCGUCUCAAGUUGCAGACUCUGUUCGUACGUCUGUGCUGACGGUUAUGGUGGAUCAUAUGGACGGUAGAACUAUGCUACUUACAUUAUGUUCCCUUUGGAAAUAUGCCUCCAAACUUGACGUGAUUGCAAUCGGCCUUCAUCUGUCUGCUAUGGAGAUGGUGAUAGAGAAAAUCGACAAAAAAACGGCAGUCAGCAAUUCUACCGCAUUCGUGAAAUUCCUCUUGCUAGCCUUGGAAUACAGAGCUGAUACUGAUUUGGAAAUCAACACGGUGAAUAGAAUUGAGGCCUCAGUUCACAAGUGCGGUCUGCAGUAUGUGCUCAAGCUGAACGACAAAACUUUUAGACCGUUAUUCGCCUCGAUUGUGAGGUGGGCAUUCGAUGGUGAAAAUGUCGCCACUUCGAUCACUGAAACAGACAGACUUAUUGCAUUUUUCAAACUUUUCAACAAGUUGCAGGAGAACCUCAAAUCUAUUAUCACCUCCUACUACGCAUACCUGGUGGACUCUGUUGAAUCGCUGCUAUACAAGUUGCAAGAAACAGACGAGAUCAACUUGAAGAGAUUGGUGUUACUCUCGUUGGGAUCAUCGUUCAAGUAUGACCAGGAUGAGUUCUGGCACUCAGACACAAGAUUCAAGCCAAUUUCAGCAGCUCUGUGCUCUCAAUUCGGUACGAUCGAAGACUCCAUUGGGAAGUAUCUUGUUAGAGCCGUGACGAGUCUCGUUCAGGCAACUUGCUCAUCGGAUGAGCACAACAAAAAUAUCAAUAGUAUGCUCCUGAGCCAUAUGAAGGCCACUUGUAAGCCUAAGGAGAAACUCUGGGCAGUCAGGACACUGAAAAAUGUUUACAAGAAAGUCGGAGAGAGCUGGCUUGGACUGCUUCCUCAACUGGUUCCAAUUGUGGCAGAACUAUUGGAAGACGAUGAAGAAGAAGUAGAGAUGGAAGUGCGGACUGGUCUUGUGAAGGUUCUAGAGCAGACCAUGGGAGAGCCUUUAGACAGAUAUCUCGAUUAAAAAGAUGCGCUAAAU